AACCCUCUUCCUUCUGUCAGAGUAUCUCUCCAUCCGUCUGAAAGUCUCAAAGCAAAAAUGUUAAGUUUAUUCACAAAUACAUUUUCCAACACUUCACUCACUUCCCCACUCUUUCUUCCUUCUCUCUCUUCUCAAGCUGCCACCUCCAAUUCCAGGGCAAAAAUGUCGUCUUCUUCAUCAUUGAUUUCCCCUCUUCCAGAGAAUCGCAUUGUGCUUGGUUGUGGUGGUGUUGUAGUGGAUUUAUUAGCAGCUGUAUCUAGCUAUCCUAAGCCAGAUGACAAGAUUAGAAGUACAAGUUUUCAGGUACAAGGAGGUGGCAAUGUUGGAAAUGCUUUGACAUGCGCUGCUCGACUGGGCUUAAAUCCAAGGGUGAUAUCCAAGGUUGCUGAUGAUGCUCAAGGUAGAGGGAUAUUGGAGGAGCUUGAAGCUGAUGGUGUGGAUACUUCAUUCUUUGUCGUCUCACCAGAGGGAAAUUCGCCAUUUACCUAUAUCAUUGUUGACUAUGAAACGAAAACUCGCACUUGUAUUCAUACUCCUGGAUAUCCCCCGAUGGCACCAGAAGAACUUUCCCAGUCAAAAUUAGACUCUGCUUUAGAUGGAGCAAAGCUUGUAUACUUUGAUGUUAGACUGCAUGAAACUGCUUUAGUUGUUGCAAAAGAGGCAACUCGUAGAAAUAUUCCUAUUCUAGUAGAUGCGGAAAAGAAGAGAGAAGGGCUGGAUGAGCUUUUGAAUUUUGCCACAUAUGUGGUAUGCUCAGCGAAAUUGCCAAAGGAAUGGACAGAAGCAUCUUCUGUACCAACAGCCCUGCUUUCCAUGAUGUUGAGAUUACCAAAUCUUAAGUUUGUGAUUGUGACUCUUGGUGAAGAUGGAUGCGUCAUGCUUGAAAGAAGUUUUAACACAUCUUCAGAUCCAGAAGAAAUGCAUAUUGAGGAAGUUUUGGAAUCGCUGAAGCGGAAAGCACUGAAUGACUCAACCAUGCCAUCAUGUGUUUCAUCGUCAGUGAUGAUGUUGAAAGCAGAUGGGCUUGAGACCCUGUGUGGCAGGCUACACGUCGGGACAGCUGAAGAGAUACCACCCUCAGAACUUGUUGAUACAACGGGUGCUGGGGAUGCAUUUAUCGGAGCAGUUCUUUAUGCUUUAUGUGCAAAUAUGCCUCCGGAGAAGAUGUUGCCAUUUGCUGCACAAGUGGCAGCCUGUGGCUGUAGAGCUUUGGGAGCUCGUUCAGGUCUACCCCGUCACUCUGAUCCUCGUCUUGCUCGGUUUUUACACGAGGGUUCUGAAGUUGCUGGUCUGGUGCCAUAAACGAGCAUGACACCUGGUCAUAUGGAUACAAAAAUGGUAUAUACCUUACAAGUUAGCUUUUAAUCCAUCCUGUAAUUCUAAUUUUUGGUACUUGUAUCCUUUCUUUGAGUCCCUUUUUAUCUUAUGUUGAUUUUUAUUCGCAUAGUUGAAACGCUUAAAUCAAGCUGUUUGCUGGAAGUUAAAUACUCUUUUUUACACUGAUUGCUGACUAUAAAUUAUUCGAAUCA
Molecule: messenger RNA, 1529 nt
Organism: Beta vulgaris subsp. vulgaris (sugar beet)
Lineage: Eukaryota; Viridiplantae; Streptophyta; Magnoliopsida; Caryophyllales; Amaranthaceae
Exons: 13
Coding region: 58-1302 (414 amino acids)
Molecular function (GO): kinase activity
Source: RefSeq, a predicted model, not a curated record